Molecule: messenger RNA, 546 nt
Organism: Postia placenta MAD-698-R-SB12
Lineage: Eukaryota; Fungi; Basidiomycota; Agaricomycetes; Polyporales; Adustoporiaceae
Exons: 5
Coding region: 1-546 (181 amino acids)
Source: RefSeq, a predicted model, not a curated record
AUGGCUUGUGACAAGAGCAGCCUGGGCGGCAUAUCUCCCGCGAAGCAGAAAAAAACCUCACGAAGAGGUGAGACCCGCGAAGGGCCCGCGAUCGAACGUGCGCCGCGAAGUGCACUCAAGGGCAAGGCACUCGUCUCGUUAGUAAACCCUCCUCCCCUCAUACGUCGUCGUCCCCGUGUGAGACCACUCAUUGGCGGAGCUCGUGCCAUGACUACCAGGCUCGUUCUAUGGCGUCAAGGGGCAGUCGCUCCAGGAUGCGCGCACGUGUGCAACCCGGGGUCGGCGGGGAACACAGUACGCGCAUCAGUUCCUGUUGCGCCGUCGGGCAUCGGUUCCUGUGCUGCCAUUGACUUGGAGGGCCUAUGCGACGCAGCCAGAAUCCUCGGUGAAAGGGACGAGGGGAGAAAUCCAUGGGGCUACACGAGGGCGGCGGUGUCCGACGGAGUCAUGGCCAGUGACCUCACGCCGGACGCGAGCACCACCCUUCGCACAUUCCAAGCUCCCAAGUUCGCGGAGUGGCUUCGUAGGACAAAACUCAGAAGAUAG